This is a messenger RNA of Mytilus californianus (California mussel), 1868 nucleotides long. Its product is annotated as G-protein coupled receptor dmsr-1-like. The record is from RefSeq and is a predicted model, not a curated record. Lineage: Eukaryota; Metazoa; Mollusca; Bivalvia; Mytilida; Mytilidae. Gene Ontology annotation, biological process: G protein-coupled receptor signaling pathway. Gene Ontology annotation, molecular function: G protein-coupled peptide receptor activity. The transcript has 2 exons. Gene Ontology annotation, cellular component: membrane. The coding region runs from base 306 to 1418 and encodes 370 amino acids.
UUACAUAAUAUUUUGAUAAAGGAAUUCUUUCCAAUUUGACAACAGCAAAAAUACGGCAAGAUUUAAUUAAAAUUGUUUUCAUUCCAUUAAUAUCCUAGUUAGUAUCCAAACAUAUCUAAAUGAAAUGGAAUAUGAAACUUUAUUGGAUAAAACAUCAGUGAUUCUAUAUUCAAACCCCAAAUUACAGUAUCAGAUUGUAUACAGAGACGUGUAGUAGUUGAUUUAAUUAAAACCCGAGGAAUACCACAACAGGGCUGAGUUCAUGGGACGUUUUUAGGUUUUCCUCCGCCAAUACCUAUUGUGGCAUGGCGGCCAAUCAGAGCGUGACGGGCGACCAUUUAUUCACGUUUGCCAAAUCCUACGCUUCAUUCCAUGGUUACAUAAGUAUAUGUGUUUGUGUAUUUGGAAUUAUCACUAACAUUUUCAAUAUUAUUGUACUGACUAGACGGCACAUGAGUACACCUGUAAAUAUUAUUCUCUCGUGGCUUGCCGUUUCGGAUAUUAUCACCAUGAUGUCAUAUGUACCCUUCUCCAUGCAUUUCUAUUGUAUGUACCCGGAUGUGAACAAAACACCUGAUAAAAAUAGUAAAUCUUGGAUGACUUACAUGACCUUUCAUAUCAACUUAGCCGCUACCACACAUACAGUAUCCAUAUGGCUCUGUGUAUUACUAGCGAUUGUCCGCUUUAUCCACAUUCGCUCACCUACAAAAGCAUUUGCAACGAGGCGUCGCCGCAUGACGCAAUCAAAAGUCCUAAUUUUACUCAUCUACGUCUGGUCAGCAAUUAGUCUCAUUCCAAAUUAUAUGAGCAAUGAACUACAAGAAAACUUAAAUCCAGAAUCCAACGAGACAACGUAUGUGUUACGAGAUUUGAGACUUGGAAAAAAUGACACUGAUGCUCUUGUUCUUGUAAAUGUUUGGAUGUAUGCCGUUACAGCAAAGUUAGUGCCAUGUUUACUUAUGUCUAUUUUUGGAUCAUUAUUGAUAUACAAUAUUCAUGUUAAAAUACGACAUCGAAGAAAAGUACUUAAAAUUUCCGGUGCAAAUAGUAUGAGACUGACUGAGCAUUCAAGAACGACAAAAAUGUUAGUGUCUGUGAUUCUAUUGUUUUUAAUAACUGAGCUGCCACAGGGAGUUCUUAUUGUAUGUAGUGCGACCGUCAAAGAUUUUUUUGAUACCGUUUAUUUACCGUUGGGUGAUGUCAUGGACAUUGUGGCUUUAAUAAAUAAUGCCGUCAAUUUUAUAUUGUACUGUACUAUGAGUACAAAAUUCCGUGAAACAUUUGUACAUUUGUUUUGUACGUGUCAUUUUCCACAUUCAAAUGAAAGUAUUGGAUAUACUUUAACUGAUCGCUUAGCCAAACUCGAUUCACAUAGCAAUAACAAUGAACACCAAAACCAUAUUAAUCACGUUGUUUGAAAAUCAACAGAUCAAAAUACCCAAGAGAAUCAAUGCCAUUAGCAUUCAUAAUUGAAUUUAACCAAUCGGAACUGUUCUUAACGCAGUGUGAUUACCCAAAGGGAGAGUCGUUAAAUGUCACUCGCCAAUCAGCAUUGCUCUAACAAAACACUUGGGAUAAACGCGAAAACAGUUAAUCAAUUAAUCAGCAUUAGAAUACGCUUGACAUUGAACUGGUUAUUUGAUAUAUAGAAGUAUGUUACGGAAACCAGGUGGUUUGAGUGCCUACUGAAGAAUAAUGCCAAUAAGUUUUGUAGUAUUUGGUCAAGGAGGCCUUAAAUGUCCAGUUACUGUCUCAGCUUUUCUUUUCCAAAACAUUUGUUAUUUGUAUAUUGUAUUUGUUUAAUGUUGAAUAAUUUACGUAGAUUUUUAAAAAGAAAAGUUAUUAAAUACAUUUUGAAUCCCACUGAA